This is a messenger RNA of Saccharomyces paradoxus, 1437 nucleotides long. RefSeq names its product Far10p (gene FAR10). Gene Ontology annotation, molecular function: protein binding. Gene Ontology annotation, cellular component: cytoplasm. The record is from RefSeq and is a predicted model, not a curated record. Lineage: Eukaryota; Fungi; Ascomycota; Saccharomycetes; Saccharomycetales; Saccharomycetaceae. The transcript has a single exon. The coding region runs from base 1 to 1437 and encodes 478 amino acids.
AUGACUGCUUCUGGACCUGAAUUUAAUAAAGAGGACCAACUCAGUUCUCCGGGAAAGAAACACAUAAGAAAUAACAGUAUACCCAAAAAUGCAAAAUUAAUUGAUGGAUCUAAUAACGCAUCGAAAAGACCAGUUGAGAAGUACGAUAAGAGAAUAAUCGACACAACAAAAAGCUACUUUCCGCACAGCAUAUCAAGAACGCCAAGGAGAAAGUAUACUUACAUUCUAGUCCUUACAUCACUAAAUGGAACUUUUGAGAGCAAACAUUUAGUGGUACCAUUCAAACCAGACGGUUUGAAAUUGGGGAGGCCUGUUGCUAACAGCAACAACAACUCCAGUUCAUCACUCAGAGGCGGCAAAAGAGUAGAUUCACACACUUUUUCCCAAGUAAGGUGUGACAAUGGUAAUUUCGAUUCAAGAGUACUCUCCAGGAAUCAUGCAUUAUUGAGUUGUGACCCCCUUACGGGAAAAGUAUAUAUACGAGACUUGAAGUCCAGUAAUGGUACGUUCAUUAACGGUCAGAGAAUUGGCUCAAAUGACGUAGAAAUCAAGGUUGGCGAUGUGAUAGACUUGGGAACAGAUAUAGAUACAAAGAUUGAGCAUCGAAAGAUAAGUGCCACAGUUGAGGAACUGUUUGUACAGCCUUUAUUAGAAUCAUGGAUUUUUGAAAAUGAAGAUAGUGGUGAUUGCGGUACAAUUUCCGAGAAAGAAGAGGCUGCCGCCAUAACAAGUUACGUAUAUGGAGAUUCUAACAACCUAGAAUUGGAAGAAGUUAUCCUGGGCUCUGACACAGAAAUACUAAGUGGAAUUUUUAUCAAUAAUUGUAUCGGCACAAGCCCGACUCUAUCUAAUGUCAUUAAAACCCUCGCAACCGAAAUUUCAUUUUGCAAAUAUGACAAUUCUAAAUUACAGUCGAUGGAGAAUUUCUUAAUUAAUCAUACAACCCACCUAGAAUACACCAACAAACUUUUGGUGGAAAAAAACGAUCAGCAACUAGUAAAGCUGCAAAAUGGGUUAAGAAGGAAACUAUCGGGGAAAUACGAAAAGAUUAUUGAACAAAACAGAAAUCAAAUAAAACAAUUGGAAAGAGAUCAUAUGUUUUUCAAAAAGUCAUUUGAAGUAAAGAAAAGAAGAAACAAUGAAAAACAAAAAAGCAUGGAAAGGGAAAUAGAAGACUUGAAAACUAGGUUAGAAGUGGAACGAUAUAAGAAUUCACAAAUGAUGAAGAAGAACAAACAGAAAGAACAAGAAUUCUCAACUGCAUCCAAGAAAAAGAACAUCGAACGUGAUACGGGAAGCGUUCCAGGCACAAAUCCCAAAGGUACCGACAAAUUUAGCAUCAAAAACACGCUAUGCAAUCAUUUUACGUUAUUAACAUUUGGGACUAUUUCCAUUGGGCUUAUAGCCAUUGUUUUUAAAUUUCUCUCCCCAAACUAG